Phyllostomus hastatus (greater spear-nosed bat) is the source of this 397-nucleotide messenger RNA. Its product is annotated as cytochrome c oxidase subunit 6C. Gene Ontology annotation, biological process: mitochondrial electron transport, cytochrome c to oxygen. The transcript has a single exon. The record is from RefSeq and is a predicted model, not a curated record. Lineage: Eukaryota; Metazoa; Chordata; Mammalia; Chiroptera; Phyllostomidae. Bases 33 to 260 code for a protein of 75 amino acids.
AGGACGUUGGUGUUGAGGAGAAUACAACGACCAUGUCUUCCAGUGCUUUGACAAAACCUCAGAUGCGCGGCCUCCUGGCCAAGCGUCUGCGAUUUCAUCUUGUGGGAGCCAUCCUUGUAUCCCUGGGGGUUGCAGCUUCCUACAAGUUUGGUGUGGCUGAAAGAAGAAAGAAGGCAUAUGCAGAUUUCUACAGAAAUUAUGAUUCCAAGAAAGAUUUUGAGGAGAUGAGGAAGGCCGGUAUCUUUCAGAGUGCAAAGUGAUCUUGGAAUGUAAAGAAUUUCUCUGGGGGUGAAUUCCAUGGAAGGCUGUCACUGACCUGUGUUCCUCCUGAACUAUGAAGCAUGAAUAUUUGAGCUAAGAAAAAGUUUCUCUUGUUAAAUAAACAAUUAAGAAUUAC